AUGUCGCGGCUCCUUUCAAUUAACUGCAAAUGGCAAGAUGGUGAUCCUUGGCUUCAGUAUGGGGAUGAGGGAAGUGGAAAGGAGCAGAUGGAGGUGGAGGUGGAGGUGGAGGUGGAGGAGGAGAAGGAGGGGGCUACAUUCUUGGGUGCGCACGCAUCAUCAUUGAGAGAAAAGGCUUCAGAGGGCGCAUUUAGCGACAUGAGGAGUUUCACUGAAGGAUGA
Hydatigera taeniaeformis is the source of this 222-nucleotide messenger RNA. The record is from the annotation of a GenBank genome assembly. NCBI's taxonomy places the organism in Eukaryota, Metazoa, Platyhelminthes, Cestoda, Cyclophyllidea, Taeniidae.